Jaculus jaculus (lesser Egyptian jerboa) is the source of this 4808-nucleotide messenger RNA. RefSeq names its product FERM domain containing 6 (gene Frmd6). The transcript is spliced from 15 exons. Gene Ontology annotation, biological process: positive regulation of hippo signaling. Lineage: Eukaryota; Metazoa; Chordata; Mammalia; Rodentia; Dipodidae. The coding region runs from base 340 to 2208 and encodes 622 amino acids. Gene Ontology annotation, cellular component: cytoskeleton; cytoplasmic side of apical plasma membrane. The record is from RefSeq and is a predicted model, not a curated record.
AAGUCUGGCCCUGGCCGAGGCGCUGAGAGCAGCGAGUCUCGGGCCGGCUGGAAGACGCCGUGUGAGCUGGAGGAAAGUCGGACUCCCGGAGCUCGCCACUUUGUCGAGGUGCCUAGAGAAACAUUAAAAGAGAAAUAUUCAUGAAUUUCAGAAGAGUAAAACCUAUCAGAGAAAGUUACAGGAAGUUACCUAAGCUAUGAAACCUACAUAGUGGAAUACCACAGUGCCCCUCCCUCUGGGUAUAUGAUGAGGAGGAGAGUUUGGCUUUGGAGUGCUGGGAACCUGAGCAGUUGCUGAGGAAUCAGAGCCCAGCCUGACCACUGGAGAGCCCACAACACGAUGAACAAACUGAACUUCCAUAACAACAGAGUCAUGCAAGACCGACGGAGUGUGUGUAUUUUCCUUCCCAACGAUGAGUCUCUGAACAUCAUCAUAAAUGUUAAAAUUCUGUGUCACCAGUUGCUGGUCCAGGUGUGUGACCUGCUCAGGUUAAAGGAUUGUCACCUUUUUGGACUCAGUGUUAUACAAAAUAAUGAGCAUGUAUAUAUGGAGCUGUCGCAAAAGCUUUAUAAGUAUUGUCCAAAAGAAUGGAAAAAAGAGGCCAGCAAGGUACGACAAUACGAAGUCACUUGGGGUAUCGACCAGUUUGGGCCUCCCAUGAUUAUCCACUUCCGUGUGCAGUACUAUGUGGAGAACGGUAGACUUAUAAGUGACCGAGCAGCAAGAUACUAUUAUUACUGGCACCUGAGGAAACAAGUCCUGCACUCGGAGUGUGUGCUCCGCGAAGAGGCCUACUUCCUGCUGGCGGCCUUUGCCCUGCAGGCUGAUCUUGGGAACUUCAAAAGGAACAAGCACUGCGGAAAGUACUUCGAGCCCGAGGCUUACUUCCCCGCGUGGGUUGUUUCCAAGAGGGGGAAGGAUUACAUCCUGAAGCACAUUCCAAACAUGCACAAAGACCAGUUCGCGCUGACAGCCUCUGAGGCGCAUCUGAAGUACAUCAAAGAGGCCGUCCGGCUGGACGAUGUCGCUGUGCAUCACUACAGGCUGUACAAGGAUAAAAGGGAAAUUGAAGCUUCACUGACCCUGGGAUUGACCAUGCGGGGAAUACAGAUUUUCCAGAACCUUGAAGAGGAGAAACAGUUACUUUAUGAUUUCCCUUGGACAAAUGUUGGGAAAUUGGUGUUUGUGGGCAAGAAGUUUGAGAUUUUGCCAGAUGGCCUGCCCUCGGCCAGGAAGCUUGUGUACUACACAGGGUGCCCCACACGUUCCCGCCACCUCCUGCAGCUUCUGAGUAACAGCCACCGCCUUUACAUGAACCUGCAGCCUGUCCUGCGCCACCUCCGCAAGCUGGAGGAGAACGAAGAGAAGAAGCAGUACCGGGAAUCGUACAUUAGCGACAACCUGGACCUUGACAUGGACCAGCUGGAAAAGCGGUCACGAGCCAGCGGGAGCAGUGCGGGCAGUGUGAAGCAUAAGCGUCUGUCUCGGCAUUCUACCACGAGCCACAGCAGCUCCCACACCUCGGGCAUCGAGGCAGACACCAAACCCCGGGACCCGGGACCAGAGGACAGCUGCUCAGGCAGCGCCCUGCACCGCAAGCUGAAGACCUGCAGCUCCAUGACGAGCCACGGCAGCUCCCACACGUCCGGCGUGGAGAGUGGCGGCAAAGACCGCCUGGAAGAAGACUCUCAGGAUGACGAAAUAGAGAUGCUGGUGGAUGAUCCCAGGGACCUGGAGCCAAUGAACGAAGAGUCGCUGGAAGUCAGCCCCGACAUGUGCAUCUACAUCACAGAGGACAUGCUUCUGUCGAGGAAGCUGAACGGGCACUCUGGGUUGAUUGUAAAAGAAAUUGGUUCUUCCACCUCCAGCUCUUCAGAAACAGUUGUCAAACUUCGUGGACAGAGUACUGAUUCCCUUCCACAGACCAUAUGUCGAAAACCAAAGACUUCCACUGAUCGCCACAGCCUGAGCCUUGAUGACAUCAGACUGUACCAGAAAGACUUCCUGCGCAUCGCGGGUCUGUGUCAGGACACUGCUCAGAGUUACACCUUUGGGUGUGGCCAUGAACUGGACGAAGAAGGCCUCUACUGCAACAGCUGUUUGGCUCAGCAGUGUGUCAAUAUCCAAGAUGCUUUUCCAGUUAAAAGAACCAGCAAAUACUUUUCUCUGGAUCUCACUCAUGACGAAGUCCCCGAGUUCGUUGUAUAAAGUCCACCUGCAUGCAGCCCUGCGGGCAGCUGCUGCUUGCUGGAGGCCGUGGAAGUCCUAGGCUCUUCACAUAGAACUUGUGCCAUAUUUUCUUCACCUCAGACUUAGCUCUUUCUUUAUAAUAUUUGUGAUGGAAACAAAAGCCUUGGGACAAUUGCACUUUAAGUAUUAUGCAGAGAAGUAAGAGGACUACAGAGAAUGUACGGGAAGACAAGUGCCCAAAUGUUUAUUGACCCUUUGGAAGGAAAUGUGCUUUUUUCAGAGUAUUGGACUGUGGUGUGUGUGUUCAUUUGUUGUUUUCUAGUUCAGGUGCAUUUUUUUUAAUCACAAAAAUACGAUGAGCUUACUUGUUUGCCUGUAAAUGUUUUUUUUUAUUUUUUUCUAUUGACCACUCCCUCAUGAGAUGCUCAUGGUUUGAGGGAGGAGAGAGGGAAGGUUCUCUCUUCUUUUAGUGGAGAUACCAUUGCUUAUUACAUAGCCAUUACUGCCUCACAGAGGUUGUCCCAAAGUGAACACUGACAUUGUGGUUGAAGUCAUGUGGUUCUAGCAAGCCAAAGAUGUGCCCAUCUGAAUCCAGAAGAAGUGAACGAAGCAAUAACCGGAAGACUGUGCAGGGAUGCCUGUGUAAGUUUCAUGCCCACCGCGUCAUGUCCACUGCAUCACACUCCCAGCAAGUUCUGGGAUUCGCUUGUGCUUGGACAUAGCACGUUUUGUGGAGUUUACAAAACUGGUGUUUGUUAAAACAAUGGUAAUGUCUUAGAAAGUAUUUGUGUUUGGUGGUAUUUUUCUUUGUUGUUUUUUAAUUAUGAAGAACAAGUAGUGGUAAUGCUAUCUUAUGUCUGCCCAAUAUACCCUAACUGUAUGUAUAUGUUCUACAUAUAUAAGUACCUGGGACUGUGCUUACAUAUGUUUAAAGGUUAGUGAGUCUUCAUGUUGACUUCCAUGACUAUCUUCCUUACAUAGAAUUUCUCUAAUGUAGAGGGUGCUUCACUGAAUGAAUAAUACCGAGAGACAAUCAAAGAUGAUGUAGAGUUAAGAGUGACUUUCCUCGCGUGCCUUUGGCCAUGAUUCUCAGCCCUGAUUGCAUAAUAGAAUAGUCUGAGUCCCAACCCAGGCCAAUGAAUUCAGUCUGUCAUGGGUGGGACCCAGGUAAAACUGCCUUUUCUUUUAAAGUUUCCAGAAGAUGCUGAAGUGCAACAGGGCUGACACACACUGGCCCAGGAGAAGUCUUUUUGUUGAUUCUGGAGUAGACAGAGGGAGUAGUCAGUGCAUGAGAAAGAGCCACUGUUCAGACCGUGACUGCCAUGCUGCUGUUAGGGUGUGAAAUGGAAGCAAAUCAGGAGAAUUACCAGCCUUUUGAUGUACAGGGAAAACGUUGCUCGCACUUCAGGAGAGAACUUCAUAGCACAAUGUCUUUCUAUGAGAUGUUUUUAAUGAUUUAGUAUUUUACAACAUUUGUUUACCAUAUUUUGAUAUACCAUUUUUGCUAUCUGCCAGGUUUUAUUAAAAGACUAUUGUUUUCUAAAGAAGCUCAUAUUUUUGUACAAAAUUAUGUUUUCAAGUAACAAAGAAAUAGAUUUAGAGUACAGCAGAACAUAAGCAGUGUUCCCUGUGGAUGGGAGUCAGUAUUAUAAAACAAACGGUGACCACAAGCAUGCCCCACCCCAUGCUUCCCUCCUGUGCACAGCAUGGACAGACCUUGUCCAGUUACUUACAAAUGACACUUUAGAAGGAAAAAUAAGUUCUUUGCAGUUAUAUGGUCAUGAAAUUAUUUUUCUUUUGUCAGAUGCUUUUAAAAGAACCAAAGUUUCAGGUGUCAGAAUGUAUAAAAGUAUCUGUAUAAAAGGAUAAAAGUACAAAGGGAUCACUUAAUGACUCUUAUUCUGAAUGAUUAAAUAAUCCUCCAUUCCCUAUAGAUGCUCAGAGGCAAAUCCUGGUGAAGUUCAUACUCCAAGGAAUCCAGGUCACAAUGCACAGUGUGUUUCCAUAACCCUUAGCAUUUCUUGAAAAGGUAAAGCAAAGGUUAUUGAAUUGAACAGUUAACACUUUGUGGUUUAUUUUCUCUCGCCUUUAGCAAAAAUCUGCUCUUCAGGGUUUUGCCAGCAUUGCUGGUGGUUUUGCACACCCUCUUUCUAGUUGGAUUGGUAAACAGUCUUGAGGAUUUUCAAACAUGAAACCUGCUAGGAACAUUUUUGCUUUCUGACCCACUGUUCACAGCUGAAUAGUAUAUAUAUGUAUAUAUAAAUAUGUAUAUGAAAAUCCACUUUGAAUAAUCUACAUUUUGUAUUUGGAAGUUGUUUUUAAAAAUAAAGGAAAAGAAAGGUAUAAAGCUUUCAUGUAUUCUGCACUUGUUACAUACCCAUGGCUGGUAAGUAUACCAAUUUGGUAUUCUGCCUCUACAUGCCAUCUACAUUUGUAUUUGCAACAAAGAGCUUUAUAUCUGCAUAAGCUGUAAAUAAUCCUUUCUGUGAAAGGAUCGUCAUAUUGGGGUGAUACCAAAAGUAUGUAAAAAAAAGAACUACAUUGUUUUGUAAUUAUUUCUUAUAGGUGUUUCAUGAUAAGAUUAGCAGUCAAUAAAGUUAACUGUUUCUGCCUUUAAA